Closterium sp. Naga37s-1 is the source of this 789-nucleotide messenger RNA. Lineage: Eukaryota; Viridiplantae; Streptophyta; Zygnematophyceae; Desmidiales; Closteriaceae. The record is from the annotation of a GenBank genome assembly.
AUGCGAUCAUGCGCGGGAUGCCGCACCACUACAGCACGGAGAUGUGGGCAUACCCACAAGGGGACAAUCAAGAUACCGGUCAGGGGCAGCAACUGGAAGGACAUCCCCCGGCGGAUCGUCGAGGAGGAGGUGCAGAGAGAGAUCUGCAGGGAGGUGGCACAAGACGCGGGUGGUGGGCGUCAGUAUGCGACCGCUCUGAGGGAGUCGUGGUAUACGGUUGCCUGCCCACCACGGCAGGCGGUUGAGACCAUGAAGCCCGUGCUAACGAGGAAGGGCCGCACGAUGCGGCCAGAGGUGGAGGGCGACGCUGUGAUGGCCACCUACCGUACCGCGCUGGGAGAUCUCAUGGACUCGCUGCCAGGGUGCAUGGUGGCUGCGAACAUCACGGCAUCAGAGAUUGUGGUGCGUGAUGUGCAGCCCGGGGCCACCGCAUGUGUGGGGGGCCCGCGAUGUCGUGUAAUGCGGGGGACGGUUGCUUUUUGCCGAACCCUACUGAUCAAACGCGAGCCCUCGUCUUCCCUUGCCCCACUACUGCAGGCCCACACGGCUGUGGCGAUUCCACGCACGAAGGGUGGGGCACUGGUCUCCAAGGGCGCGUUCAUCAAGGCAAGCCCCAAGGAGAAAUGGUUCACGGACAUUGCUGUGAAGUCGAACAAGAAGAAGGAAGAGUGGUACGCCAAGGCGCUCUGUAUUUUCAAGGCGGCCACGGCUGACGGGGAACGGAGGGGGUUUGUGUACAUGCGGUGGUAUGAACAGGUGGGGGUAUGCCCACUCACCACCUGCGUGUAG